AUGUCGGGUCGCAGUGCGCAUGUACGCAAGGAGAAGACGAAGGUUAAACACACGGAGGUCAGUCGCAUUAUCGGCAGCGAUGGAGGAUCGGUAAAAGGCGACUCACUCGCAUCGCCAACCUCUAUCAGCGACUUUCCUCUCCCAGUUGGCAGUGAUCACCAUAACUUUCAACAAGAACUGAGCUACAGGACGGCAAAUGAUUAUAACACCAUCAAGACCGUCGCGUCUGGCGGCUCAGGCGGGACGGAUGACUUGGCCUAUGCGCGAGUCCGCAAGCCUCAAGUUCCCAUCAUUGAUGUAUCAGGUAUUGAAAAAUCCUCCUUCAGAUCGAUGAUGGACAAGAGGAGCGAGGGCGUUCGCAAAGGUUUGGCGAAAACAUUUGGCAAGAAGAAGAAGAUUGAGGAGCCAAGACCGGCCACAGCGGCCACCGUGCGACCAGGUUCCCACGAAUUGGAUACGGGAGAGUAUAUUCCUCAACCUACAAUGGGAAGUCGAUCCACCACACGACAAAAUCAGUUUUCGGAGCCUCAAGAUUACAUGAGAGCUGCUCCAGCGGGUAAGCUCCCUGCCGUUCCACCACAGUUGAAGCGAUGGAUGGGAUCGGGUCGAGCUCCUCAACCGUGGAACAAACUUCGCAAAGACCCUGAGCUAUGGGAUCCUAAUGGAGAUACACUUGUAUUCUUCAGUCACGAAGGACAGCAAGCAUCAAGACCCCCUCCGUCGUUUCGACUGUCGUCGCACGUGCUCGAGGCGACGGACUCACGAUAUCUCAUCACGCUUCUCCGCGAAGGCUUUACGGAUGAAGAGAGCAGUUUUAGCAUGCCACCUUCGCCAGUCAACGCUCCUCCGAUCCGAAAUGGACAUUCCAUGAAUCGCUUUAAUCCAACGCCCCCAAUGUCGGACAACAGCCUUGGCACUUACGAUGGACAAAUCUCUUAUGAGAUAUAUUUUCCUCCACCCAACAACCAAUCCAAAAUCGACAUUCUAAGACACCAAGUAACCACCAGAAACGUGUUUGCGCUUCUUUAUCAAGCAUCGUUGGUUGGUUUGAAUCUGUUCCAGGCUUUAAAUGAUCUUCAUGAACGCCUCGAGGUCUAUAUGCCACCAGAUUCUGACGCAGCAGGCAUGAUUAUCGAUUAUUUGAUCAGCAAAGGUAUUGACGACGUACGAGAGAACCCAGCAGCUGCAAUGUCUCUACUUGCGUGGAGCGAAAGCCAAGGAGUUCGAUGGGAAGAAGGAUGGAGAGAGUCAUUCGUCCAUUGUUGUGGAAUGCAUAAAAUAAAAUAUACAGACAUCCCGGAUUACCGAUUUGUUACGACAAUCACGAAAGCUUUGCUAGAUCGAGCCAGUAUUCAGAUCCAAGAGCGAGUUCAUGAGUGCGAAGGUCGACUGUCUGAUUUUGAUUUUGGGGACAUGUGGCCGAUGAUGACUGCGCAACCACCUCCUGCUAGAACUGCGUUUGAGAGACUGCGGACAUUCUUCUUGCAACAUUACCAGUUGCAAUUUGAGUCAUGGCCUCCGCUUCCGCGUCCAGGAGACGAACAGUGGCUCGAUCGAAAUAUGACGGCCCGACUUCAAACGGAUUUUGGAGCAUUGUACGAUUAUCUUGUCAACCGAGAGGUUGCAUGGGAUUGUUCUGAAGAGCGAAGUGGUCGAAAGUGGAAUAUUGUCCACCCUAAUAACAGGGGGUUCGAUGCGGAUACUCCAGAUCUUCCUUUUACAGAUCUUCUAGUUGCUUUCGACAACAGGCUUCAAUAUCCACAUAUUCCGCACCCAUAUCCAUUGACUCCUGAAUCAUCUCCAGCAAAGAGCAACUCGACUAGGGGUAAACCAGCUCGACCAGGGGAUGAUAGAAUGGCUGAGCGAAGAGCUGCUUUGGCAUAUACCGAAUCAACCAACAUAUAUCUAUUUGGAUCUGAGUUUGUGAUCAACGAUCUGGUAGACGCCUUUAUGCGAUUCGAGAAAAGCGACAGACAAGGUGAUGUGGACCCGCAUGCAGCCCGAAGGGGACGCUGGAUCCUGAUUUACGGGAUCUUGCAGACUCUUGCAUCGAUUUCGGUAGAUACUCCGAACUUACGGUACAAGGAGGGUAUCUCGUAUCACCUGAAUCCCAAGCUGAACAAUACGCCACCAUGGAAGGGAGCGAAUCAAAAUGUGGCAGAAGCAAACCACAGCGAUAGCUACUGCUGGAUUGUUAGAGAAAGCUGGAAUGCAGAGCAAACACCUACCGCCCUUCCUCGAGUAAAACCAUUAUAUAUCAAGAAUUAUUCAGCACCAGCGUCGGUUGCCGACAGUGAUAAUUCUGGUUCUUCCUUUCGGUCUCCCACCAUGAGUUCGAUAUCUGUUCGUUCUCCUACCAUGAAUAGCACGAGUACGCGAUCCCGAACUGCCCGGAAUCGAAAGACACCAGACAGUGAUAACACGAGCUAUAGUGGAUAUGGACCCGGAAUUGAGAAGGUGGAUGAAUGGCCGAUGCGAGAGCAGAGCCGCGAAAAGAUUCGGGAGCAAAGCCGCAAUCGUGCCAUCCCACCACAGCCACAACACUAUACCAUUAAGGAUUUUGACGACUACCAUUUCUGA
Molecule: messenger RNA, 2580 nt
Organism: Glarea lozoyensis ATCC 20868
Lineage: Eukaryota; Fungi; Ascomycota; Leotiomycetes; Helotiales; Helotiaceae
Exons: 1
Coding region: 1-2580 (859 amino acids)
Source: RefSeq, a predicted model, not a curated record